Molecule: messenger RNA, 5457 nt
Organism: Acanthochromis polyacanthus (spiny chromis)
Lineage: Eukaryota; Metazoa; Chordata; Actinopteri; Pomacentridae
Product: neural cell adhesion molecule 2
Exons: 18
Coding region: 208-2589 (793 amino acids)
Biological process (GO): cell adhesion
Cellular component (GO): membrane; neuron projection
Molecular function (GO): protein binding
Source: RefSeq, a predicted model, not a curated record
GCACGAGCAGGCGAGCGGGAGCGCGCGUAUAGGAAGGACGACAGGAGGAAGCAGCGGAGGCAGAUCAGUCGCCAGCGGAGCCGAAGACGGCGGAUGAACGGAGCAGAGUGCGUGUCGAGCCCGGUCCGUGUGCGUUUUUAUUCCCCCUCCUCUCACCCAACGCUGCAAGUGAAGCGCGAGGCAAAAAGCUGAGAAAGCGGCCACAGGAUGAUGCUCCAACUCGUCCACCUCCUCGGGGUGCUCGUCUGCGGCAGCCAAGCCGCCCUGCAGGUGUCCAUAUCCUUGAACAAAGUGGAAUUAAGCGUCGGAGAGUCCAAGUUCUUCAUCUGCACAGCUAUCGGUGAGCCUGUGAGGCUGGACUGGUACAACCCGCAGGGCGAGCGCAUCGUGCCCUCCAAGCGGAUGGCGCUCCACACGGAAACGUCACGAUCCAGACUCAUCAUUUACAACGCCAUCAUUGAGGACGCGGGCAUCUACCGCUGCCAGGCCACCGACGCCAGCGGUCACACCGAGGAGGCCUCGGUGGUGCUGGAGAUCUACCAGCGGCUGACGUUUCGGGACGUUCAGUCGCCGCAGGAGUUCCGGCACGGCGAGACGGCCGAGGUGGUGUGUGACGUCAUUAGCUCGCCGGUGCCGGUGGUGGUUUGGUACUACCAGGACCGAGAGAUCACCGAGGAGCACCACAGCAGGUUCCAGGUGUUGCCCAACAACAACCUGCAGAUCCACCAGGUGACCAAGGCCGACGAGGGCGUGUACCGCUGCGAGGCCAGCGUGGAGGCCCGCGGGGAGAUCGAUUUCGUGGACAUCGCCGUGGUCGUCAACGUCCCUCCGGUGUUGUCGGUGUUCCAGCAGUCCUUCAACGCCACAGCCGACUACCAGGAGGCAGUCACCUUUACCUGCCUCACCUCCGGAUCUCCCGACCCGGUGGUCACAUGGCACAGAAAAGGGCAGCAGCUGGAGCCAUCGGAGCAGCACAUUUUCAACAGGCUGGAAGGUGGACGCAGCAUGCUAACCAUCCGCAACAUCCGACAGGGCGACGGAGGAACCUACUCCUGCAAGGCCACCAACAAGGCGGGAUCUCAGGAAAGAGAGCUCUUCCUCAAAGUGUUUGUCCAGCCCCACAUCACCCAGCUGAAAAACGUGACGGCCGUGGAGGGCAGCGCCGCCAUGAUCUCCUGUGUGGCUGAGGGCGAGCCGCUGCCCGACAUUUCCUGGAGGAGAGCCAGCGACGGCCAGGCCUUCGUGGACGGAGACAAGAGCCAAGAUGGGAGGUUUGAAGUUCGUGGCCGUCACGGCAAAUCAGUGCUGACCAUCAGCGGCGUGAAACUGACUGACUUGGGCCAAUUCGACUGCGAGGCGCUGAGCAGGAUCGGAGGGCAUCAGAAGCGCAUGUUCCUGGAUAUCGAGUAUAUACCGAAGUUCCUGACCAACCACACCAUUUACUACUCGUGGGAGGGGAAUCCGGUGAACAUCAGCUGCGAUGUGAUGUCCAACCCGCCCGCCACCAUGCUGUGGAGGAGAGAACGCUUCACCAUCUCAGCAGAGGGAACCGCCAACACUCGGGUCCACAGCGCAGAGGGCAAGUCUGUGCUAGAGGUCACUCCAAUGUCCGACAGGGACUUUGGACGCUACAACUGCACAGCGAGGAACAACAUCGGAGUUCGAUACCAGGAGUUCAUUCUGGCCCAGGCAGACGUACCAUCAAAUCCGUACUCGGUUCGUCUCUCGGCUGUUUCCCAGCGCCUGGCGACCGUCACGUUCAUGAAGCCGGACUCUCACGGCGGCGUUCCCAUCAGCUACUACCUGGUCCAGUACAAGGAGGUGGGCUCUCAGGAGUGGAGGGACGUCAAGUCGCACAGCGUCCAGACCACAGUGGUGCUAACAGGGCUGGAGCCCAACACGACGUACGAAGUUCGAGUGGCAGCUGUCAACGGAAAGGGUCAGGGAGAGUUCAGCCACACGGAGACCUUCCAGACUUUACCCAUCCGAGAGCCGAGUCCGCCAGCGGUCCACGGCCAGAGAGGGAUGGGAAAGGCCUACCGACUGGGGCUGGUGAAGCAGGACGAUGGAGGGAUGCCCAUCGUGGAGUACAUAGUCAAGUACAAGACUGAUAAAGAGGAACAGUGGAUGACCAAGCUGGUUCCAGGAGCCAAUGACUUUGCGAUGCUGCAGCCGCUGCAGUGGAACACGAGAUACGAGGUGGAAAUCACGGCACGCAACGUCAAGGGCCUGUCGGAGCCCACUUUCUACCAGUUCUUCAUGCCGCAGAAGCCCGACAUUACAGCAGAAUCCCUGUUCAGCGGCCUGGGGCUGGGGGCGGUGGUGGGUCUCGGCCUCGGAGCGCUGCUGCUGCUGCUGGUGCUGGUGGACGUCAGCUGCUUCUUCCUGCGUCACUGCGGCCUGCUGAUGUGCAUCACGCGCUCGCUGUGCAGCAAGAAGACAGCCACCAGCGGCAAGGGCAAGGAAAUCGAGGAGGGCAAGGCCGCCUACCUGUACACCUACAACAGCCGCCCAACUCCCCUUUCAGCCACAGAAGCUACCGUUGAAGGAAGAAAAUGGAAAAGAGUCUCUCAAGCCGGAUACGAUUGAAAUCAAGGUGCACGGUGACAACAGCCUCCACACAAAACCCGACGACAGCAAAGCGUAAAAAGGGUCGGUCGCCCUCCUUCGCCACCAAAAGAACAUUCGGAAUCACGAGACCAAAACCCAGACAAACUACAACACUGGAAAAUAGUGGAGAUGAAUACCAUAUCUGUUUAUAACAAUGCCCCGGUGAAAGGCAUGUGUACAUAGAAAUACUAGAGAAAAUAGACAGGAAGAGAGGGUCAACCUUUUCGACGCCCUGAGUGGUUAUUGUAUCAUGUUCCUACAAAACAUGGCAUCAGUGGAAGGCUCUUGUUGAUCAAUGAUUGUAUAUUAUUAUUUCUGUCACCUUCUGUUGUGUCUGUUCUCUGAUUAUGCCGUUUGUUUUUUUUUUAUGGUCCGCUUCACCCCACAUGAGGUUUUCAUCCAGUCAAAUGGCGUCUCGAGCCCCUUUCACGCGAAACAAUCACAAGUGGAGGACUAUAGCUGCUCACGCCAUUGAUGCUGUUUAUUUCCUCGGGCCGACCCUCACUGACAAACCUUUUUAUGCCUUUAAUAGCCAAGGUAGGUGUCUAGCUCAUCAAGUUCUGGCUUCAGCACCAAAAAAAAGGCAAACAACUCCGAAAAAGGCUUUAUCGCUUCAGGAAGAAAAAAAAAAUCGAGGGUGAAGAAUUUGGAUUUCUUUUUGUGCAAUCUAUGUUGUAGGGGGAGGGGGGGGGGCUUGAGAAAAAAUCAAAAAUCACGAAGAACAAAAAAAAAAUGAGAAUGUGUCGCAGUCUAACCGUAUAAUACCAUACAUGUGCAUUGAUGUCAUUGUUAGCAAAGCCUUUUAUAUUAUUGACGCUCUCAUUCUCUAACGACGUGUGUGGAAAAGUAUGUUUUAUUCAUCGCGUUCCGGUCUGCAUACCAUAUAGGGCACACUGCAGCCAGAGGUUAAGUGCACUGCAAGCCAAUUUAUGCCCUCGUGCACGACGAGUAAUGACAAAAAAUGAUGAUUACGUGCUGGAAGGCGUUCCCAGAAGUGCCCUGAAUGGUGAUCUUUGCUAUGUGUAGAAGCAGUCAUGGGUACCACUCAAGGCAUGGGAACAAAGAAGUAACGGCACUCUCGAGAGAAGUAAAUCAGCACCGGUUUCAUGUGUGUUUUUUUAACGACAAACACUGUUUUCUUUCUUCAUUCUGGUCUCAGAUCUGCCUCAUUCUUUUUUUUUUCCUCAACUUUUCUUGGUCUGAUCGCUAUUCUCUGAUGUUGUCAUGUGUUGUACAUAGGUGAAAAAAAGAGUAUUUUACAAAGCUUUUAUGUAAAUAUACCCUAAAGGAUGUGUCUUUUCGAAAUGCAAAAGGCUUGGCUUUUAUUUUUUCCUUUCUUUUCUUUUUCUUUCUGCGCGAACACUCCUCAGAUGAAAAGCGUUUUUUUUGUUUCCUUUCCUCCUUCUUCUUCUCUUUCCGUUGUGUUUCUGGUCCAAAGUUCAGUGAUGGUGUAAUAUUGCUUUUCCCAGUCAUUUGCUUUCCCUUAAGAAAAUCCAUGCCCAAAGGCUAUUUCACGGCAUUUCAAUGGAGGCAGUAAUUACGGCAUUAAUGUGCCUUCUCUCUUCUUUAUUUUUUUUUCCCUCUCUCCUUCCCCUCUUGUGGCCCAACGCCGACGCAGCAGUAUAGACCGUCAAAUGGAUUUUUGAUCGCGACUUAGCUGCUUUAUUCCGCCACAGAAUGUGUCAAGAGAUUGAAUUUUAUUGUGGUGCUGUGAAUUCUGGGAAACGUAGUCUUAGGAUCGUGGAUUGUAGUCGACGCCACUGGAGAGAAAACAGAUGUGUAUUACUACCUAGUGCAACUAGAUGUCAGGUGGAGUAGGAAGUGAAGCGAUGGGGCUGCAGAAGUCUGGUUUUAACGGCAUGUAAUGCAUCAUCACAGAGUGUGUGUGUGUGCGAGUGUGUGUGUGUGUGUGUAUACAUACAUGCAUGGGUGGGUGAAUACACUUGUCUCCAUGAAUCAGGUUGCAUGUAUGUCUGUUGAAUGUAUCUGCACGUACUGUGAGUCAAUCUGUGCGUGAGUGUCUGUGCCCAUUGAUAUUUUUCAGUCUCCCGCUUACAAAUCACGUAAAGUGAAAAAGGAAAAAAAAACUCACCACGUUAUUUUCUUAUAAGUUAUUUGUAUUUAUAUUAAAGCUCCAUCAUGCGGCUCGGCAAAAGUGAUGAUGACCACAUGCCAAGAAUGAAUGUCCAAGUGCUGCGAGUGCACAAGUGUGUCCCGGCGAGAGCUCUCGCGCCGAGUUUCGGGGCGCGCUCUGAUAGGUAAAACCUGAUUAUGUACUUCUCGACAGUGAUUAAUUCCCCCCCGGGCUGCAGCACUCCACCCGCCCGCCACUGUUCCCUGCCUCUCAGACUCCGCCGGUUUUUAUCUCAGACCUCGUAGCGCCGGCUUUGUUUCCCAGCGAGCUCCCUUGUACCUGCAUAUCUCAAACGGAUGGUCCUGCCAUGGAGUGGGCACCGCCGCCUGUUACGAUCACUGUAAAUACGGGAGCACAGUGCCUGGAGGCUAUACGAUUUGUACAUGUUCUUUUGUAUUUGAAUAUGAGUCUAAAACCCCCCCACACACAUCCCACCCUCCACCACCGGCCCCUUUCCUCUCCUUUUCCCCCGCCGUCUCCUCCACCGUGCCUCGUCCCUUUUCUUUCCGUCGGGGGUAUAACAGGUGUGUUUGAGCUCAGUGUACAGUAUAUGUCCUCUUCGUCCCCAUGCGCCCCGUGUCCCCUGGACUGUCCCCGCUGAGUGUGCUUUGUGCAGGAGGUGGGAACUAUUGAUGUCUCUCUGUACGUACCUGUGGAACACUUGUGACUCCUAUCAUUUGCCGCUGUAAAUAAACAUGUCCUGGUAGAAGAGA